Molecule: messenger RNA, 800 nt
Organism: Thecamonas trahens ATCC 50062
Lineage: Eukaryota; Apusomonadida; Apusomonadidae
Product: Ras-like C3 botulinum toxin substrate 1
Exons: 2
Coding region: 164-742 (192 amino acids)
Biological process (GO): cortical cytoskeleton organization; regulation of actin cytoskeleton organization; actin filament organization
Cellular component (GO): plasma membrane; cytoskeleton; cell cortex
Molecular function (GO): GTP binding; GTPase activity; protein kinase binding
Source: RefSeq, a predicted model, not a curated record
UCGCUCCCCCCAAACCCGUCAGUCAACCAACCGACCGACUCAACCGACGGACGGACGGACCGACAGACCGACUCGAGCUUGACCGAGACCGUUGCUACUCAAAGUCGACGCUCUCACAUUUCUUUUCUACUCUCUCUUCAUACAUACACAUUCUCAAGUACCAAUGCAGGCUAUCAAGUGUGUUGUGGUCGGUGACGGAGCCGUCGGUAAGACGUGCCUCCUCAUCUCGUACACCACCAAUGCCUUCCCAGGUGAGUACAUCCCCACGGUGUUCGACAACUACUCGGCUAACGUGAUGGUCGAUGGCAAGCCGAUCAACCUCGGCCUGUGGGAUACCGCCGGUCAGGAGGAUUACGACCGCCUGCGUCCGCUGUCGUACCCGCAGACGGACGUCUUCCUCAUCUGCUUCUCGCUCAUCUCGCCGGCUUCGUUCGAGAACGUCCGCGCCAAGUGGUACCCGGAGAUCUCGCACCACUGCCCGUCGGCGCCGGUCAUCCUUGUCGGCACCAAGGUCGAUCUGCGCGAGGACAAGGAGACGCUCGAGCGCCUCCGCGAGAAGCAGCUCUCGCCCAUCACCUACCAGCAGGGACUGCAGAUGGCCAAGGAGAUCUCGGCCGUCAAGUACCUCGAGUGCUCGGCCCUCACCCAGAAGGGCCUCAAGAACGUCUUUGACGAGGCUAUCCGCGCUGUUCUCUCGCCGGCCGCGCCCAAGAAGGCCAAGAAGAAGUGCACCCUUCUCUAAGCCGCUCGGCGCUACACCCUCUCCAUCCCAGUACACACACACACACACACUCUCUCUC